UAUCAUUUUCCCAAUUCGUUAUUCAAAGUUCUAACUACUGAGUACUGACCAGUGAAAAGACAGCCAAAGACAACACUCCUUGCUCUCUCCACCAAAUUCCCAUCUUUCUGUGUCUCCGGCCACCCCAUGACGACGGCUUCCAAGAACCAUCACAACCAUAAUCAUCAACCCUCAUCUUCCCGUCCACCCAAAAACCCUAACCCUAACACCUCCACAACAACAUUGACUAAUUUCCCAAACCCCAACAAUAACCCUAAUCCUAAUUCCUCUACUAUUACUACUAGUACCCAUUCGCCACAAGUUGUUCUCUCUCAACAGGACCAAUAUCUCUCACGCGCCACCCACCUGACUCGCCAGGAACUCCUAAAGCGCCGAGCUUUCAACCUUAAACAGCUCUCAAAGUGUUACAGGGACUAUUACUGGGCUCUAAUGGAAGACCUAAAAGUACAGUAUAGAGAGUACUACUGGAAGUAUGGUGUGAGCCCAUUUAAAGACGAUCACCCUUCACUACUACAACGACAACAAAAGGCAGAGCAUGGUGUAGAGAGAGAAAGUGGAGAGAGAGAAGGUGGUGGAAAUACUGUAAAUAAUGAAGUGAUUGGGGAAAAUAAUAAUAAUGGAGUGAAGGGUGGUUUUGGAGGUGAUUUGGAAAUGAAGAGUAAUAACAGUAAUAACAAUAAUAGGUGUUUAUUUGUUGGGUGUAAGUUGAAGGCUAUGGCUUUGACUAGUUUUUGUCAUCUUCAUAUUCUUUCCGAUGCGAAGCAGAAGCUCUAUAAGCCUUGUGGUUAUGUUAUCAAGAGUGCUCAGGCAGGACCCAUAACAUGUGGAAAGCCGAUACUGAGAUCAAGUGCUCCUUCUCUCUGCACUGUACAUUUUCAAAAGGCUCAAAAGCAUGUAACCCGGGCUUUAAAGAAAGCAGGUCUUAAUGUUUCCUCAUCAAGUAAACUUGCUCCUAAGUUCCAUGUCAUAGUGGCAGAAUAUGUACGUCAAAUUCAAGCCAGAAGAAAAGCUACUAGAAGGGCAAAUAGAAUUAAAGGUUCAGAUAAGGAUAAGGACGGUAGUGCUAGCUAAGCCAUUUUGUCAUUGUGGACAUGACUGAUGUAACAUGCUUGGCAAUGUACAUUUUCGCUAGAACCCAAGGAUAUGUUUUUCCAGGUGAUGAUCUUGUUGCCACUGAAUGACAUGUUCCACGACUAGGAACUAGUACGAAGGUCUGUAAUAUGUGUAUUUGUAUAAUUGCAACUAGAAGAAAGCUGGAUGCCUUCAAUGUUGACUAAACACCAGCGUUUUUGGAUGUCUAUUAGAUGUUCUACCACAAGCCUUUGAACUCCGUAGCUUAUCCAAAAAAUGAAAAAGGGUUUCCUUUAUGCUUGUAGAGAUAUUGAAAGCCAGUAAAAAGUUUGUAUAGCUGUUCAGCUUCAAUUGAUGCAUGAUGCAUGUCCUGCCCACCAUUAAUGCGAGUGAGGUGGUCACAUUUUCAUGACCAUCCUUGGUUUGCCUAGGUUAUUAUGAUUCAGCACUAGCGUAGCCUCUUUAUAUAGUAUGGUGGUACAACAAAUUCGGCCUUGUAAUUUGGAAUAAUUAGCCUGCAAAGUUCUCCGGAUUGAUAGGAUAGGAUAGGAAAAUACUCAAGAGAAUGUAGCUCUUUAUUUUAACGAGCACCAUUUGUAUAACACCGACACUUCAACCUAAUACCUUUUGACUUCAAUAUUCCUUCCGCCGGACUAA
This is a messenger RNA of Ricinus communis (castor bean), 1728 nucleotides long. RefSeq names its product INO80 complex subunit D. The coding region runs from base 127 to 1071 and encodes 314 amino acids. The transcript is spliced from 3 exons. NCBI's taxonomy places the organism in Eukaryota, Viridiplantae, Streptophyta, Magnoliopsida, Malpighiales, Euphorbiaceae. The record is from RefSeq and is a predicted model, not a curated record. Gene Ontology annotation, cellular component: NSL complex.